GGUUAAACUCCCACCAGAUGUUAAUGUACUCCUCUAUGUGUAGUAUUUUCUGCGGCUCUGUUUCCAGUUGUAUUUGCCCGGCUUAGCUUUAGUUUUAUACAUUUGUUUUAUUUAUAUCACACAACAAUGGCCACUCUCCGCGCGCUGCAGAAACUCUGUCGGUAUUCUCACCGUCAGUCGUGUAGUUUUCAUGUGUCGGCUUCAAGACCAGAUGCUGUGGUCAUCUCGGGCCGCAAGUUGGCUCGUCAGAUCCGUAACGAAGUACGUGAUGAUGUGGACGAGUGGGUCGCUGCUGGUAACCGACGGCCUCAUCUGAGUGUAGUGUUAGUUGGCGACGAUCCAGCCAGUCACUCUUAUGUACUUAACAAGACUCGCGCCGCAGCUGAAGUCGGUAUCAGUAGUGAGACCAUCUUGAAGCCUUCAAGUGUUUGUGAAGAGGAAUUGGUUGAACUGAUCAACAAACUAAACUCGGACAACAGAGUAGAUGGUCUUCUGGUACAACUUCCCCUUCCUGAUCACAUAGAUGAGCGGCUUGUAUGUAAUGCCGUAUGUCCAGGGAAAGAUGUUGAUGGUUUCCAUGUGGUGAAUGUUGGUCGCAUGUGCCUGGAUCAGUCAACCGUGUUACCUGCCACCCCGUGGGGAGUUUGGGAGAUUAUAAAACGUACAGGUAUACCGACACUUGGCAAGAACGUGGUGGUGGCCGGGCGCUCUAAGAAUGUGGGGAUGCCCAUCGCAAUGCUCCUUCAUACGGAUGGACGGCACGAAAGGCCAGGAGGUGAUGCUACAGUAACCAUCUCUCACCGUUACACUCCUAAAGAACAACUCUGUCAACACACCAAGAUCGCUGACAUUGUUGUUGCUGCUGCAGGUAUUCCCAACCUCAUCACUGCUGAUAUGAUAAAGGAGGGUGCCGCUGUCAUAGAUGUUGGGAUCAACAGAAUAUUUGACCCCUUGACUGGCAAAGAUAAACUUGUUGGUGAUGUGGACUUUGAAGGUGUUAAAAAGAAGGCCAGUUACAUUACUCCAGUUCCAGGCGGUGUUGGACCCAUGACCGUGGCAAUGUUGAUGAAAAAUACAAUCAAGGCUGCAAAAAAUACAAUUUUUUCGCCCUCUCAGCGGGUUCGAAUGGCUGCGACCUCAUGAUGACCUUAUUCUCAACUCAUUUUAGAUGACGACUCCUCCAUUUACACUUUUUCAAAAUAAAUAGUUUUAUUGCAAAUAUUUUUAGAUUUGAUGAAAUGAAUGUGCUUUUCCAUUCAUAUAUCUCCAACCUAAAAUGAUUACUUUAUUACAGUCAUAACAUUUGGUGUAUAUUUUGCAUUACGAUUUCUACAGUUACAGCUCACUUAUUACGUUUCUGUUUUUAUGUCAGGAGAUGCUUUGCUUUGCGAUUUAUUUUUGUUUUUUGUAAGGGUAGUGAAACAAACAUGUUUGCCUUUUGCAUCAACAGGGUUAGAAUAUGGGGUGACCACGUCCUCAGUAUUGGUCAAUGACUUUGAGUUAUCUUUAAAGAUAACUGAUCCAAAAACUAUUGCUAUUAUUUAUCAUGUAUUUUAUUUAGAAAAUCUGCUGUUACCGUAGUCCGUCCCCAUAAAAAAAGGGGUCUGUAGCUUAAACAACACGUUACCUCUGUAUUUUAUUUAUUGCUCGUUUGACCUCUGGAGUUGCAAAAUGUGGUUAUAAUGGAGCAGUGGUUAGACGCAUGCAGAAAUGUGUAAAAAAAAAAAGUGUGUAUUAAAACGUAAGAUGAGCUGACAGGUUUGGGCUAAAGCAAAAAAAUGUUUUUUUUUUAUUACAUACUAUGGCAUAUGUAAAUCGUCAUUUAUUUGCACACUUGCUGCUGUUAAAUCAAUAAAUUACUAGUAAUAUAUUAAAACUGAAGAAAUGCUUCACAUUAAAAUGUAUAAGUUUUUAAGUGAAAAAAUGCUUCUGUUUUGUUUUACUAGUUCAAAAAGUAAAAAGUGUAUCUGUCGUGAUCUUGUUCUGUAUUUCCCCAGUCAUGUCUCUUAUUUUGAAACUCUGGUCUGCCGUUUUGUAGUCUGUUUGUAGUUCUGUUUGCUCAUUGGUUCCCCUGUUUAUGAUUUGUCCCCUGUGUAUUUAUAGCUGUGUGUCUCAGUUGUAUGUUGUCAGUUCUUGUUGGUGUAACUGUUUGGUGCCCUGCCCUUUGUUCUGUGCCCAUAAGGAAUUUUUCGUUUCUGUUUUUGCCUGCUUUGUUUUGUGUUUUGUCAAUAAAUGUCUGUAUUUGGA
Messenger RNA from Paramisgurnus dabryanus, 2247 nucleotides. It is a transcript of the gene mthfd2, whose product is annotated as methylenetetrahydrofolate dehydrogenase (NADP+ dependent) 2, methenyltetrahydrofolate cyclohydrolase. Gene Ontology annotation, molecular function: methenyltetrahydrofolate cyclohydrolase activity; methylenetetrahydrofolate dehydrogenase (NADP+) activity; methylenetetrahydrofolate dehydrogenase (NAD+) activity. NCBI's taxonomy places the organism in Eukaryota, Metazoa, Chordata, Actinopteri, Cypriniformes, Cobitidae. Gene Ontology annotation, cellular component: mitochondrion. Gene Ontology annotation, biological process: tetrahydrofolate interconversion. The record is from RefSeq and is a predicted model, not a curated record.